Messenger RNA from Oncorhynchus mykiss (rainbow trout), 1407 nucleotides. RefSeq names its product V-type proton ATPase subunit E 1. Gene Ontology annotation, molecular function: proton-transporting ATPase activity, rotational mechanism. Gene Ontology annotation, biological process: proton transmembrane transport. NCBI's taxonomy places the organism in Eukaryota, Metazoa, Chordata, Actinopteri, Salmoniformes, Salmonidae. The record is from RefSeq and is a predicted model, not a curated record. Gene Ontology annotation, cellular component: proton-transporting two-sector ATPase complex, catalytic domain.
CCCGUCGUCACACAUUUUAAUGGUGGGUGAGACCGGAAGUAAACAUCAUGUGACGCUGAAAAUCAGAUGAUCAAGUGUAGACAUCUUUAGUCACGACUACAACGGUUAAUUCAUACAUUCCUGGCUUUAUUUCUCUGGAAACAAGAUCCUAGACUGCUGCAACCAUGGCGCUCAGCGAUGCCGACGUUCAGAAGCAGAUCAAACACAUGAUGGCCUUCAUUGAGCAGGAGGCCAAUGAGAAGGCAGAGGAAAUUGAUGCCAAGGCGGAAGAGGAGUUCAACAUUGAGAAGGGCCGUCUGGUGCAGACCCAGAGGUUGAAGAUCAUGGAGUAUUACGAGAAGAAAGAGAAGCAGAUCGAGCAGCAGAAGAAAAUUCAAAUGUCUAACCUGAUGAACCAGGCUCGUCUGAAGGUGUUAAAGGCUCGCGACGACAUGAUUUCAGAAAUGUUGAGCGAGGCGCGUCAACGGCUGGCCAACGUAGCCAAGGACCCAGCCAGGUACCCAGCACUGAUGGACGGGCUGGUUCUGCAGGGUUUCUAUCAGCUUCUUGAGACCAAAGUGACCAUCCGCUGUCGUAAACAGGACCUGCAGGUGCUUCAGGCGGCUAUCCAGAAGACCAUUCCCGUCUAUAAAGCAGCAGUGAAGAACAAUAUUGAGGUUCGCAUCGACCAGGACAACUUCCUGUCUCCAGACAUUUCAGGAGGUAUUGAAAUCUACAACGCUGAUGGGAAGAUCAAGGUGUCCAACACCCUAGAGAGCAGACUGGACCUCAUGGCUCAGCAGAUGAUGCCUGAGAUUCGAGUGGCUCUCUUUGGUCAGAACCAGAACCGCAAGUUUUUGGACUGAGUGUCUCCAUCCAUCGUCUUGAAGAGGAGUUAUUUAUUUCUGUUGUGUGAACGUUACCAUUCCUGUGUCUGUGAGAAGAAUUCCAAAAACACAGUUAAAAAUGGAAAAGACACCAUUUUGUUGUUUUGUCAUGUAUUGUUGUAUUUCUUUGUAUCUUGGGACAGUAUAAAAGUUGAACUUCACUGCAGAUGUGAGUAGGAGGAGCAACUUUUGCACAGUGGUAAUGGAUCUGCUGCUCCCCCUGGGGAUCUUGGUUUACACACCUCAGUCAUCUUUAUUAUGAUUGGCUGGACGGUAAUAAUUUCAGUCUGAUUGGUUCAGGCUAAUAACAUCUUCCUCUCAUGAAAAAAUAGAAUAAAAAGUUGCAUGGAGCAUUGACUCACCCGUAGCUAUUUGCUCCCAUCUAUCUAUCAAAACAUUGAAGACCAACUAUGUCCUUAUUGAAUCCAAUUAAUUUAUUGAUGUAAUGUCUGCUGUUGUAUCAUGAAACAGAAGGAAGGGUCAAUAUUUCCAUCUGAAGAGGUUAUGGUGAAAAUAUGUUAUAAAGUAUAAAUCGAUAGUA